AUGCCUCCCUCUGUCAGGACCUGAGCCACACAUCUUCUGACAGAGAUCGCAGCCGAAUAAACGAUGCAGUUGGAGGUGUUUUCUAAAUUAUUUCAAAUACUUGUUUGACGCGUAUCGGGACUGAUUACGCACUGGGCACAUUAAAACGUACAUGUGCCCCUUUUCUUUCAAUGAAUUCGCUAACGAUUACAUGAUUUGCCUGUGGCGCUCGACACAAAGCAGGAAGCCAAGCUCUCGAGGACAAUUUCUCACAGCAUCAAAGGGAGAAAAUAGGCAAGGAUCGAAUCUCCCUGGCUGUGUCUUUGACCUGAUCAUAGGAACUCCGUUAGACAGUAAAUGAAGUUAACUGUGGUAAAAAGAAGACAAGGCGAACUAUCUAUCGAGCAGCCGGGGCUCUUUUUUAUCACCAGAUUAACAUUGAUGUGUAUGCUCGUGUGUCUGUGUGCGCCCGCGCUUGUUCCGCCGUUAAGUUUCAUGUGCACGGCUCCGGUUUCUCAUUCUGGUGAGGCAGAAAGGGCGAGGAGGGAAGUUGGUCAAUGCGAGGACCGAGGAGGUAUUUUCCUGUGCGUGAAUAGCUCGGAGUGGGCUCGCUUGAAAACGGGCAGACCUUUCUUCCCCUUUUAAAGGGAGCGGGAGGGGGCUUCAUAGGUUGGUCUUCGUCUUGCUGUAAUCAAACCAAUCAGAGAGCCCUGUGAGACCCGGGAGUCGGCAGCCUGCUGGAGCGACCCGCACUGAAAAAAAGAGAAGAAAGCGGUUGCAAUUUAGGGGGUGUAUCCCUCGCUUUAGACACUGUUAUGGCAAUGCCCGUCGCCAGAUGUUUGUCUUACUAGCUCGUGUCUUGUCAGACUUGAGGUUGAGCAGAACGCCCGGGUUACAGCGCGAGGGGUGUUUCGCUUAUCUCCACCGCUCUACUCAAAGAAAACGUUGCUUAUUGUAUUCUCAAGCUCUCUCCCUCUUCUCCAAACAGCGAAGGAUUACACGUGUUUGGUCAUCUUUUCAGAAAACGGAGUUGGAGCAGCAAUUGGAGCGUUCUUCAUAUUUUGUUCUUUUACCGGGCUCGACUUCUCUUCAAGGAAAUGGCAAGGCCAGUGUUUGAGAGAGGAACACGGCUGGAAAAGGAGAGGGGAAACCAGAACUAAGGGACAGGAUGCAGACAACCUAAAAUACAGAAAAGACCAGUUUCUUCAACGCAAUCAUAUUUUCCAUUACUAUUAUUUUGUUUCCUUUUUAUUCGUUUAACCAACGGUGCGCACAGAGGAUUAUAUCGAUCCAAAGAGGAUUUUGUAUUUUUUCCCUGUUUUGUUGUUACUGGAACAUUACAGACCUGGCAAGAAGGAUGCAUUGUGGAUUAGUGUUGACCCUAUUAACUGGAAUCUUUGUCGCCACGGCUCAUAAAAAUGAAGACAGAUGCGGGAAUGACAUCAGGAUCACGUCGGCUGAUUACCUUACGUCGCCCGGAUACCCUAUGGCUUACUUCCCGUCGCAGAAAUGCUUCUGGGUGAUCACGGCUCCGGAACCCAACCAGCGGAUUCUAAUCAAUUUCAACCCACAUUUUGAUCUCGAGGACAGGGAAUGCAAGUAUGACUACGUGGAGGUGCGAGAUGGCGUGGACGAGAGCGGUCAGCUGGUGGGGAAAUACUGUGGCAAGAUCGCCCCCUCCCCUGUGGUAUCCAGCGGCAACCAGCUCUACAUCAAGUUCGUCUCCGACUACGAAACGCACGGCGCCGGCUUCUCCAUUCGUUACGAGAUCUUCAAAACAGGUCCCGAGUGCUCCCGUAACUUCACCUCCAGCAGUGGGGUGAUCAAGUCCCCCGGGUACCCGGAGAAGUACCCCAACCAGCUGGACUGCACCUUCAUGGUCUUCGCGCCCAAGAUGGCCGAGAUCGUGCUGGAGUUCGAGAGCUUCGAGCUGGAGCCCGACCCCAACCCGCCCGCCGGGGUGCACUGCCGCUACGACCGCCUCGAGAUCUGGGACGGCUUCCCUGGAGUGGGUCCAUAUAUCGGGCGUUUCUGUGGCCAGACGACUCCGGGCCGCAUCAUCUCCUAUACGGGCAUCCUGUCGCUGACCAUCAACACAGACAGUGCCAUCGCCAAGGAGGGCUUCUCCGCCAACUUCACCGUGCUCGAACGCACCGUGCCCGAAGAUUUCGACUGCAUGGAGGCUUUGGGGAUGGAAUCGGGAGAGAUUCCGUCGGAACACAUCGUCGCCACCUCCCAGUAUUCCAUGAGCUGGUCGCCGGAACGUUCUAGACUCAACAACGGCGAGAACGCCUGGACGCCAGCUGAGGAUACCGUGAAGGAGUGGAUUCAGGUUGACCUUGGCUUCCUGCGCUUCAUCUCUGCGAUCGGGACCCAGGGUGCCAUCUCCCAGGAGACCAUGAAGACCUACUACGUGCGCUCCUACAAGGUGGAGGUCAGCUCCAACGGAGAGGACUGGAUCACGCUCAAGGAGGGCUCCAAGCAGAAGAUCUUCCUGGGCAACACCAACCCUACUGACGUGGUGAAGAGCCCGCUCCCCAAGCGAACGCUGGCGCGCUACGUCCGCAUACGGCCGUACACCUGGGAGAACGGCAUCGCCAUGCGCUUCGAGAUCUACGGCUGCAAGAUCUCAGAGUACCCGUGUAUGGGCAUGUUGGGCUUGGUGUCUGGCCUGAUUGCGGACUCCCAGAUCGCCGCCUCCUCCCACACCGAUCGCAGCUGGGUGCCCGAGAACGCCCGCCUGCUGACCAGCCGCUCCGGGUGGAUGCUGGCCCCACAGCCUCAGCCCUUUACCGACGAGUGGCUACAGGUGGACCUGGGAGAGGAGAAGCUGGUGCGGGGCCUGAUCAUCCAGGGCGGUAAGCACCGGGAGAACAAGGUCUUCAUGAAGAAGUUCCGUCUGGGCUACAGCAACAACGGCUCCGAGUACCGGAUGAUCAUGGACGCCACCGGCACCAAGGCCAAGAUCUUCGAGGGGAACAUGAACUACGAUACGCCGGUGCUGCGGGUGGUGGAGCCCAUGUUGACGCGUUACGUGCGGGUGUACCCGGACAGGGCCACGCCUGCUGGGCUGGGACUCAGGAUGGAGCUCUUGGGAUGCCAGAUCGAAGCUCCGACUGCCCUACCCACAACCCCGGCCCCCAGUACCGUGGCUCCUACUACCACCCCCUCGUCUUCAGACGACUGUGACGGUGACCAGGCCAACUGCCACAGUGGAACAGGAGUAAGCGUCAUGCCAGAAAUCACUACAACAAUUACCGAAGUGGAAACCGUGGCGGAGGAGGAGCAAGGUUACACUUGGUUCGCCUGUGACUUUGGGUUCCACGAGCCGACGUUCUGUCGCUGGAAUUUGGAAGACAAUGACGUUCAGUGGGCCAUUCAGACCAGUGGGACACCGACACUCAACACUGGACCCAAGAUGGACCACAAAGGCGACUCCGGGAACUUCAUCAUCCUGUCGCCGGACGUGCAGGAGGCGGAGGUGGCGCGCAUCGUGAGCCCGGAGGUGGCGUCGCAGGGCUCGGACCUGUGCCUGUCCUUCUGGUACCACAUGGUGGGCUCGCACAUCGGCACGCUGCACAUCAAGCAGCGCAAGCACGGCGCCAAGGCCACCACCGACAUCCUGCUCUGGACCGUCAGCGGUCACCAGGGCAACCGGUGGAGGGAGGGACGCGUGCUGGUGCCGCACUCCAGCAAACCCUAUCAGGUGGUGAUUGAAGCUGCCGUGGAGAGGCGGAGCUAUGGCAACAUCGCCGUGGACGACAUCAAGAUUCUAGACAAUCUCAACCUCGCCGACUGCAAAGAUCCUGCUGUCUCAACUGAACCCAUGCUGCCUGACGAAAUCCCCAACAUCAUUGAGGAGAUGACGGACUUCCCGCGCAUGGUGGAGAGCAGCGAGAUCGGCGGCGGCGGCAACAUGCUGAAGACGUUGGACCCCAUCCUCAUCACCAUCAUCGCCAUGUCGGCGCUGGGCGUGUUCCUGGGCGCCAUCUGUGGCGUGGUGCUGUACUGCGCCUGCUCGCACGGCGGCAUGGCCGACCGGAACUUAUCCGCCCUGGAGAACUACAACUUCGAACUGGUGGACGGCGUGAAGCUGAAGAAGGACAAGCUCAACACACAGAACUCCUACUCAGAGGCGUGAGCGGAGCGGCCGGGAGCCAGGAAACAGGAGCUGGAGCUGCCCGGAAGCACGCUCGUACGCCUAGCGUCAAGUGUCUGUUUUUUGUGUGCAUUUGUUCGAACACGUGACAUGAAAGAAGGAGGAGGAGGAGAGAGUGAGCGUGUGACAUGACCCCCUGCAAAAAAACAAAAACAAAAACAAAACAAAAGAGAGAUGAAUAAUUAUGAAACAGGCCGGGCUACAUGGACUGCCAAGGCUCCCUGAUUGGUCAGGGACAGCAAGGCUCUGGAGACGAUGCGGGGAAUCUGAUUGGAGGAUGAGACUGAGCCAUGCUUUACUCAGGAGCUGCAGUGAAAGCAACCCGCCACUAGGGGACACUGUGUAGAAAAUAUGAAAAAAAAAACAUCAACAACAAAAAAAUAUGUACAGAUGAUCGAGAUUAUUAUUUUAAUUUUAUUAAUUUUUAUGAUUAAUAUUAUUUUUUCUUUUUUUUCCUUUUUUACAAUCAGAUGCUGGUGUUGAGACCAAUAUCAUGUUUAAAGUAUUUAUCGUUUUCUCUGAGAAUAAAACGAAAAAAAGUCUUUAUUUUCAGAAUGUUUUUCUUUUUCAUUUCGGUUUUUGUGUUGAAAACCCAAAAUGAACCAUGAUGUGUGAGAAAAAGGGUUUUAUCAUCUGGGAAUCUCAAAUCGGAAAGUAGAAUGUUCUGAUUCUUUGAGGAAAACAAAACAAAACAAAACAGAACA
Molecule: messenger RNA, 4842 nt
Organism: Engraulis encrasicolus (European anchovy)
Lineage: Eukaryota; Metazoa; Chordata; Actinopteri; Clupeiformes; Engraulidae
Gene: nrp1a
Product: neuropilin 1a
Exons: 18
Coding region: 1337-4120 (927 amino acids)
Biological process (GO): axon guidance; positive regulation of endothelial cell migration; vasculogenesis
Cellular component (GO): axon; plasma membrane; focal adhesion
Molecular function (GO): semaphorin receptor activity; vascular endothelial growth factor binding; vascular endothelial growth factor receptor activity
Source: RefSeq, a predicted model, not a curated record